Chelonoidis abingdonii (Abingdon island giant tortoise) is the source of this 3570-nucleotide messenger RNA. RefSeq names its product regulator of G-protein signaling 19-like. The record is from RefSeq and is a predicted model, not a curated record. Lineage: Eukaryota; Metazoa; Chordata; Testudines; Testudinidae.
AUGAAAAGACAGUCCCUGUCCCAAAGAGCUUGCAAUCUAAGUCAUUAUUGUUAGUUAUCAAAGAAAUGGGGCUUUCCCUCAGUGUGGCGGAGCAGACACAGCAGGGAAAGGAGGGAUACAGAAAAUAGAUGGAGCUGGCUCUGAUGGAGCUCCCACGUUGAUAAUACCACCUCUCUCUUCUAUAGUGCUUUACCAAGGGAAUCAAUAUAAUUACAUUUAAUAGAUAGGGAAACUGAGGCACAGAGCAGGGAAGUGACCUGCCCAAGGUGACCUAUCAGAGAAAGAGUAGAACCCAGGUUUCCUGCACCUCCCCAACCCUGUCCAGUACUCCACCCCCAAGCCACACCACUUUCCUUAUCAACAGAAUGAUUCUCACAGUUUUGUUACUCCGACCCAUAGAAAUCUGCAUGGUUCCUGGCCACUUGGGAACCAUGUUUAGGGCUUGGAUCCUCCUUGUGCACACAGAUAAAAUGCCCCCCACCGCUCUCCACUGCAAAUUCUGUGUCCGUCUGUUUCAGGAGUCGGACGGUGAGAAGAAGACGAAGAGACAGGUUCGGGCACAAAAAAUCCAGUGUCUCCCAGCUGGAAAUCCCCCCAGCCCACGAGGAAAGGUGUGUCUGAGCGCCACCCAAAAUGCACCACGCAGGAAGACAGGCCUCAGAUCAUGGCCAAACACUGCAGCAUAAGGAAGAACAAUAAAUGGCUCUUUUUUAAAAAUUAAAGUCACCAGGGUUGGGGCUGAGCUGAUCCCGUGGGUCGGAACACAUAGAAUGUGGGGAACAUUCAGAUGGAGUCCAAAGGUUGAGGUCAGGUUUAUCUCCCAGGAGCACUGUCCCGUGCACCUCCUUAGUUCUGGCUCUGCCACGGGAAAGAGUUGGAGAUGAUCUGGUGCAGCAGGGCCAGGGAGAACCACACGGUCUGCCCAGGAGUUGGGAUAGGCAUCUGAGCAGGUGGCUUAGUUGCGGCAGGUCCUGCACAGAUAGAGAUGAGUCAGGGAUGGAUGGUGGCCAGGGGAUGGAGGGGUUGGGUGGGAAAAGGGAACGUGUCAUGCAGUUGCCAGGACUCUGUCUAGAGGUCACGUCUCUCUCACUCGCGCUCUCCUCAUCUCCUAGGCUCACGCUGGAAGAAGCGUCCUCCUGGAAGCGUUCGUUUGAUUGCGUCCUGGCAAGCCCGGCUGGCAGGAGCGUCUUUGUGGAGUUCCUGCGGACAGAGCACAGUGACGAGAACAUGGCCUUCUGGCUGGCCUGCGAGGAGCUCAAGAGGGAGCAGAGCCAGGAGCAAGUCUGCGAGAAAGCCAAGAAGAUCUACCUGGAUUACAUCUCCAUCCUGUCCCCAAAGGAGGUCAGCAUCGAUGCUACCGUGCGCGAGUCAAUCAACAGUUCCCUGGCGAGGCCCAGCGUGCACAUAUUCAACGAGGCCCAAGCACAAGUCUAUGCCCUCAUGCACCGAGACUCCUACCCCAGGUUCCUGAGCUCACCACUGUACAGGUCGCUGGAGCAGAGACUGACUGCCCUGGCUUGUGACACAUAGCAAAGCCCCUUGCACGCACACGCAUUUCACGAUACUGCCAGCUCCUUCGGCUUCCUGCCAGCUCAUCAAGGCACCGGGGUAGACGGGGCAGAGCCUCAGUUCUCUCUUUCUCCGUGGGUGAAGCCACUGGUGUUUUGAUAGCGACAUUGAUCUAGAACUUAUUCUAGUCUGUCUGAACCAAACAAGAUGCUGCUGGGUUUUGGGAGGAUUUCACUAGGGCCUGUAGAGAUGAGAGAGCCUAGGAGUCCUAGAAUUCAGAGCCUUUCAGAGCAUUGCUUGUCCUAGAACUUGGGUGGUAUCUAAGCUGACAUGGUUCUAGAGCACAGGUGCUAUGUGUGGCCUGGACCAUAGUUCUAGAAUGUGGGUGGUCACAAGCUGGAGUGGGAUCCAGAGUGUGACUUGUGUCUGAUCUAGGGGUUCUACUACAUGACUUGUACAUGAGUCUGGGGUUCUAGAACAAAGAUAAUAUCUGGUCUGUGAUGGGUUCUAAAAUAUGGAGCCUUCUAGAACUGUAGGGGCUUUUAGGAUCGUGCAUCUUCUAGAGCUUGAAGCUCUAUGUUUUUGUUUUAGUGACAAGAAAAAUUCUCCACCCAAAAUUAAUUGUAUUUCAGAAUUUCUAACAGUUUUGUAAGCAUUUUUCCCACUUCUCCGAGCCAAGUCAACACGGCUGCUAGUCACUUAGUACUGCAGCAGGUCCCAGCUAGCCAGCACAUUUAAAAUCUGGCCAAGUAGCUCACAGGCCCAGCUCUAGAUGGUCACUAGAGAAGAGACUAACAUUAUUCUAUUUUUCAGUUGGGGCUGCAAACAUAUAUUUUGUCCAAUGAAUGCAAAAAAAAAAAAAAAAUCCAAGGGGCUUAAUUAAAAAACAUUACUGGGCAAUGACUUGGCUGGUACAUACCAGAUGUUACUAGGCACUUGCUAAUCUUUAGGGCCACAUAUGCAAAGCUGGCUACUUGUUUUGGGUGUCUGCCUUUAGCCACCUUGGCCAUGACUUUCAGAGGCAGCGAGCCCUCAUAAUUCUAAUGGGAGUUACAUGCACCCAGAAAAAGCGGCUCAGAGGCAUCUUGCGUUAGGUGCCCCAAAAAGAAGCUGCCCCCUCCAAAAAAAUCCUGCCUGAAAACGUUGGCUAUUUUAACAGCUCCUCUCAUUGGCUCUGCAAGAUCAGCCAAGGUAUCACUUGUGUUUUAUGAUUUGUGGCCAGUCCUAUCUACCUCAUUCUAAGAGACUGCAACUUCUAAAUGCCCAGGCCCUUGUUAGCGGACAGGACAGUGACGGUCUCCGCAAUCUGUGUGUGUAUAUAUAUAUUUAUAAAUAAAUCUAUACAUAAAGAGAGCUGCUUAUGUAUGAAAUGAGUCAGUGAAUCUAUCUUUUUCCCUCAGGAGAGGCAUCCCCAUCAUAGGUGCCAUUAAUAACAAUCUCUCACUUUCAUCCAUAGAGCUCCAAGUGCUUGACAGAAGAAGAGCAGAAUCAUUAGCCUUGCUUUGGGAGAUGGGGGAAACUGAGGCACAGAGCAAUGACUUGCUCAAGAUUGCAGAGCAGAGCCAGGACUAGAACCCAGGUUUCCUAGCGCCUGCUCUGGUGCUCUAGCCAUACGACCAUGCUGCCUCCGUUCCUUGACACCUUUGCUCCAGCAUUCCCCUUUCAAUUAUAUCAGCAUAAUUCCAGUGGCGUCCCCGGAGUCCUGCUGGGCUACGUGAUGUCUCUGCCAGAUGAGAUCUUAACACUAGUAAUACCUAGUUCUCCCCAUCAGUAGAUCUCAAAGCACUUUACAAAAAUAGGUCAGUAGCAUUAUCCCUAUUUUGCCAGUGGGGAAACUGAGGCACAGUGCAAGGACGGGCCUUCCCAAGGUGACCCAGCAGGUCGGUGGCAGCACCAGGAAUAGCGUGCAGGACGCAUUAGCCCCAGUCCAGUGCUCUAUCCCCUAAGUACUGCAGUCUCCUUAGCAGAGAUGAAGGCACAAAUGGCUUGUGGUUUCGGAUGCCUCCAUUUUGGGGGUGCUCAGCUUGAGAACCCUUCAGAAAGCACGCGGCACCCAUCUCU